AUGGCGGCUUAUCGUCUUCUAACGAUUGUCCCCGUCGUUUGCGCGCUUCUCGCUGCUCUGUGCGGUCUUAAAGGAAACUCUGCUGAGACCCAGAUUGGGAGGAACGUCUCUGAAGCUGAUUUCGACUUGUUCAGAGCGCAGUUUCACCGCAUGUAUGACGUCACCAGCGACGAGUUUAACAGGCGUCACAACUACUUUCGGGAUUCAAAAAAACGCCAAGCACGCCUGAACUCGUUUUCUGCAGUGCCACAAUCUGCAACGUAUGGCAUCAACCAGUUCUCUGACCUCUCACCAAAGCAGUUCAGAGAUCUGUACCUGACAGGCAGCGCUACCAGAGUUCCCCACUACUCCGGACUAACGCCUGAGAAUCUUCCAGCCAAAUUUGACUGGAGGGACAAAGCUGUGGUGGCACCAGUCCAAAACCAACAAGCAUGUGGGAGCUGCUGGGCCUUCGGUACUGUUGGUGCCAUUCAGUCUGUCCAUGCGAUAGGAGGCUUUACGCUGGAGCAGCUGAGCGUGCAGCAGGUUCUGGACUGUUCCAUACAAAACAGUGGCUGCAAUGGGGGAUCUGCUGUGUGGGCUCUGGAUUGGUUAAAACAGACCAAAGUGAAAUUGGUUCCUCAGUCCGACUACCGCUACAAGGCCAAGACAGGAAUUUGCCAUUAUUUCUCCCAGUCACAUGAUGGAGUCGCUGUGAAGAACUUUACUGCACAUGACUUUGAAGGUCAGGAGGCGGCCAUGAUGGGUGAGCUGGUGCAGAACGGUCCUUUGGUUGCUGUUGUGGACGCGAUCAGCUGGCAGGAUUAUCUGGGAGGAAUCAUCCAGCACCACUGCUCCAGCCAUCGGUCCAACCACGCUGUCCUGGUCGUUGGAUACGACGCUACUGGCCAUAUUCCACACUGGAUUGUGCAGAACUCCUGGGGAACGGCAUGGGGGGACGAGGGCUAUGUUUAUAUAAAAAUCGGUAGCAAUGUUUGUGGUAUUGCAGAUUCUGUGGCAGCAGUUUUUCUUUGACAACAGUGUUUAUACACUGUUUUAGUUUGUCUUGUAUGAUUGCAUGUGAGCGGUCGCUAUUGGCGAAAUUGAAACCAUCCUUCAGUAAUUACAUUAAAUCCUUUUUAUUGAAAUGUCACCAUCUAACAUCACUAAAACAAAAUAAAUCCCUUUAAACGUU
Betta splendens (Siamese fighting fish) is the source of this 1174-nucleotide messenger RNA. RefSeq names its product cathepsin O (gene ctso). NCBI's taxonomy places the organism in Eukaryota, Metazoa, Chordata, Actinopteri, Anabantiformes, Osphronemidae. The transcript is spliced from 8 exons. The record is from RefSeq and is a predicted model, not a curated record. Gene Ontology annotation, cellular component: lysosome. Bases 1 to 1014 code for a protein of 337 amino acids. Gene Ontology annotation, molecular function: cysteine-type endopeptidase activity.